This is a messenger RNA of Stegastes partitus (bicolor damselfish), 1281 nucleotides long. It is a transcript of the gene dnd1, whose product is annotated as DND microRNA-mediated repression inhibitor 1. The record is from RefSeq and is a predicted model, not a curated record. NCBI's taxonomy places the organism in Eukaryota, Metazoa, Chordata, Actinopteri, Pomacentridae. Gene Ontology annotation, molecular function: RNA binding. The transcript is spliced from 5 exons. Bases 1 to 1281 code for a protein of 426 amino acids.
AUGGUGGAUGGGGCGCCCCCUGGCGGCCCCUGGCGGACCCAGCGGGCUCCAGGUGCGCCUGCGGUCACUGAGGCGUCACUGUGUGCGCGAGCCGACCGAGCGGCGGAGAUGAUGGACACCGAGCAGAGCCAGCUCGAGCACACCAGCUCACCGUUGAGCCCAGGAACCGACUCUGUGCUGCACAGCUACAUGUUAGAAUACUGGAGUAACCGAGUCAUAAGGAACCAGUUGACAGUGUGGGACGGCCCGGCCCCAGGAUCCCGCUGUGAGAUCUAUAUUAGCGGGAUCCCUCGGGACGCCUACGAGGACCUGCUCAUCCCCCUGUUCAGCUCCGUGGGACCACUUUGGGAGUUCCGGCUGAUGAUGAACUUCAGCGGCCAGAACCGCGGCUUCGCCUACGCUAAGUACGGCUCAUCAGACGUGGCCACCGACGCCAUCCGCCUGCUGCACGGCCACAUGCUGGAGCCUGGCUUCCACCUCAGCGUACGCCGAAGCAUAGAGAAGAGACACCUCUGUAUUGGAGAUCUGCCAGCUGCUACCAGGCAGGAAGACCUUCUGCAGGUGCUGCGUGUAUUUGCAGAGGGGGUGGAGCGAGUAUCCCUGAAGGCUGGGCCUGGAAUAGACGGGGUGACCGCUAUCGUCGCCUUCUCAUCCCACCAUUAUGCUUCUAUGGCCAAGAGGGGGUUGGUGGAAGCGUUCAAGAAGCAGUUUGCGUUGACUGUCUCCAUCAAGUGGCAGUUCGCAGAGAGGUCGAACCCCGACGAGCCACCGUCUCCUCAGAAACAUCCCAAGGGCCUGCUGCAGUCCCCCAUGAAGCCUCCACGCUACGCCAAGAGCUCCCAUCAGCUCUCGGUCCUGCCUCCACGCCUGGCUUUCACCCAUUCCACCCCUCCAGAUUUCUGCAGAGCUGUGGGAGGACCCACUGCCCCCCAGCAACUUCACCCUCCCUGCUCCUCCUUGACCUCCUCCUCCUUCUCCUCCUCCUCUUUCUCCUCCCAGGGUCAUGUCGUGUUUGCAGGAUCCCCGGUGAUGCUCCUUCGUAAGGUGUGUGAGGCGGCCGGCGUCGGCCAGCCCCUCUAUGAGUUGCAAUACAGCCAUGCUGGGCCAGAUGGAUUCCUCUACUUUGCCUACAAGGUGCAUAUCCCCAGGAUCACUGUGGUUUUCAAGGGGCUGGUCCCGGUCUUGCCAGGACCUAAUGCUGGUGCCACGCAGGAGGAAGCUGAGAGGGUCACAGCCCAGCAGGUCCUGCAAAAGGUCUACAGCAACCAGCUGACCUCCUGA